AUGCUUUCAGGACUGUGGCUUCAGCAUGUCAGUACACCUGUAGAUCAUCUCGUCACCUCCUCAUUAAUAACUAAAUCAUGGAUCUGUGGUUCAUCUAUUGCAGGCAGCAGGUUGUAUCGUGGUUGGCUGAGGCGUACAACAAGAAGGUGCUCCUUGGAUCUCUGCCCUAAGAAAAGCCACAGCAUCUACAGGCUCCUCCUCACCAAGCACUAUAUUGGCAAAGAUGUUAUACUCUAUGCACUCCAGAGAGAAGAUCAACCUGUGGCUAGGGGAGUAGUUAUUUCAGUUAAUCCUAGCACCAUGCAUGCAGGACAGGCUCUUGGAAGGAAACACUGUGAAGUUGUUAUCAAGCUUGUGAUAAAAAGGGAUGCAAAGCUACCUUGCCCAUAUCCUGGUGUGCUAGAGAUGGCUGAUGCUAAGGACCUGUCAAUUGCAUGGCCAUAUAACAGGUAUAUUGCGAGACUGAAAGUGGCAGUGCUUAAUCCUGACCUCAUCCCUGACCUUGUGGAUGUUGUCAUUGGGGAUUUUGUUUAUGAGCUACAAUUCAGAGUUGAAAAAGAUAUAACUGAUGGUGAGUCCCAGGUCAUUGACAUGGACUCUACCAUGGAUGAGGACAAAGCCCCAGAAAAAAAGGAACCGGAGAAUAUGGAUCAUGAUGCUAACAAAACAACAGAUGAUCCAGCUGGUAAAGCACCUAGUAAACAGACCAAUUCUUCAGUUGCACCAAGUGGGCAGCACAAGUCCAAGGCUGUGACAGGAGCAUCCACUGAGAGCAUGGUCAUGGCAGCUAAGCUUGCAGGAGUCGCUGGCGUCCAGCAGGAUUUGGCGGCUACUGUAGGUGCAGUACUCCAGCAUUCAAACUUGGAAGUUAUAGAAUCUGCUUGA
This is a messenger RNA of Miscanthus lutarioriparius, 885 nucleotides long. NCBI's taxonomy places the organism in Eukaryota, Viridiplantae, Streptophyta, Magnoliopsida, Poales, Poaceae. The record is from the annotation of a GenBank genome assembly.